Messenger RNA from Sesamum indicum (sesame), 1891 nucleotides. RefSeq names its product putative CoA ligase CCL7. Lineage: Eukaryota; Viridiplantae; Streptophyta; Magnoliopsida; Lamiales; Pedaliaceae. The record is from RefSeq and is a predicted model, not a curated record. Gene Ontology annotation, molecular function: CoA-ligase activity.
ACCGCCACAUUGUUUUCUUACCCUCACAACCAAAGCCACCUUUGUCCUCUAAAUCACCACCGUCCAUUCCAUUAUACCUCCCAAAUCACGUGGUACUUCAAGAAUUUAUAUAUACUUCUUUUUCACCUUCACCUCACACAAACACCCCAAGAAAACACACACUAGAAUGCCUUCACAAUUGAUCUAUGGCAAUGAUGGUAUCUAUAGAUCCCCAAGGCCUCCCCUUUCUCUUCCCCAAGACCCCAAAUUUUCCAUGAUCCCCUACCUCUUUAGAAACUUGUCAUCCAUCUCCCACUUGCCCGCACUCGUCGAUGCUGAGACUGGUCAGACAUCAACAUUUUCCGUCCUAAGAACUCAAGUUUUAAACUUCUCCAAAGCCCUCCUUGACCUCAGCGUCUCCAAGAACGAUGUCGUCCUUAUAAUAUCGCCCAACUCCCUCCUCUUCCCCGUUGCCUUCUUUGCCGUUGUGGCCAUUGGGGCCAUUGCCACCACCGCCAACCCAUUGUACACUGCAGCUGAAAUCUCCAAACAAGUCAAAGAUUCUGAUCCGAAGCUUAUCAUCACAAUCCCCCCACUCUAUGACAAGAUCAAACACCUCAACCUUCCUUGCAUCAUGCUAACCAAUUCGACGACCCCAAGCAAUUCAAAUUGGUACAACUCAUCCGACUUCAUCAACAAAACAUCUCUAAACGUAUUGUUGUCGGACUCGGACUUCCCUCCGGUACAUCAGGACGACCCUGCCGCCAUUCUGUACUCGUCUGGGACAACAGGCGCCAGCAAGGGAGUCGUUUUAUCGCACAAGAACUUCAUUGCAACGUCCAUGAUGGUCACCUCGGAUCAAGAUCAAGCCUACGGAGAAGCCAAGAACGUCUUCCUCUGCUUCUUACCUAUGUUCCACAUCUCCGGCCUGGUGGCCGUGCUGUUCGCACAGCUGCAGAGGGGGAACAAGGUGGUUGUCAUGCCGCGGUAUGAAAUGGAGAAGAUGUUGAGGACUAUUGAGAAGUACAAAGUCUCACACUUUUUUGCAGCACCACCGGUGAUUGUAGCCUUAGCCAAGAACCAGGAGGUGGUGAAGAAAUACGACGUUUCAUCCCUAAGGGAGAUAGGAUCAGGGGCGGCACCACUCGGAAAAGAUGUGCUCGAGGAAUGUGCAAAAGUUUUUCCACAAACUGCUCUAUACCAGGGCUAUGGCCUAACAGAGACUUGUGGGGCUGUCUCCCUGGAAAACGCAGCGGCGAGUUCGCAGCACUCGGGCUCCACCGGAAUGCUCGAUCCAGGAGUCGAAGCCCGAAUAAUGGAUUUGGAAAGAAUGCAGCCUCUCCCACCUCUCCAGAAAGGCGAAAUUUGGGUUCGCGGGCCCAACGUAAUGCUAGGUUAUUUCAAGAAUGAGAAGGCGACUAAGGAAACUAUAGAUGAUGAAGGGUGGCUGCAUACUGGAGAUCUUGGUUAUUUUGAUAAUGAGGGAAGGAUUCAUGUUGUGGACAGAUUAAAAGAGCUCAUCAAAUACAAAGGCUUUCAGGUUGCACCAGCCGAGCUUGAGGAGCUGCUUCUUACUCAUCCUGAGAUAAAAGAUGCUGCAGUUAUAGGACUCUCUGAUGUUGAUGCUGGCGAAGUCCCGAUUGCUUUUGUUGUUCGAUCAUCGUAUAGUUCACUAACUGAAGUAGAGACCAAAGAUUUCAUUGCAAAGCAGGUUGCACCAUACAAGAGGUUGAGGAAGGUGAUUUUCAGUGAAGAAAUCCCAAAGUCAGCCGCAGGAAAGAUUUUGAGAAGGGAACUCAGACACAGAUUUUUGUCCAAACUGUAAAUCAUUAUAUCAUCACUUCUGAUAAUAAAUUUGUACAACGUUUGCAUAUUUUCUUUGCUUUCAAUGAUAUGGUAAUAAAUUCCAACA